AUGGCAAAUAACAGCUCAUUAGUUGUUGGUGAGUCUUUGCUGCGGCAGAUUAAUUAUCAGGUCAUUAUUGUGCAGAUUCUGGUGAUAAGUUUUCUUUGUGUCAACUUGUUGCUCAUUGUGACUUUUUUCAGAAAGGAGUGCUUCCACACGACUGCUCGCUACAUCUUAUUUGCUGUUACACUAAUGUCUGAUAGCGUGAUUUUAUUUGUGUCUGAUAUUCUUCUCAUCUUGAGCUAUUUUCGCUUCACAAUGCAGCGUGGCAUGUGCAUUGCUCUGUUUUUCACUGUAUAUCUGUACUUUGUAGUCACACCACUUACUCUGACAGCAAUGACCCUGGAGCGAUAUGUGGCCAUCUGCAUGCCCCUGCGUCAUGCAGAGCUGUGCUCCACACGCAGCACUAUGCAUUUCAUCGUCAUCAUUCACGGCCUCAGCUCUGUACCCAGCAUUGUUAUUCUUGCCAUGAUAUUUUCAUCAGUCUCUAUUAGCUUCUGCAAACAAUUUACAGUAUGUUCCAUAGAGAUGCUGCUUGUUCACGAAUGGCAGGAUCAUCUUAGAUCAGCUAUAAAUCAGUUUUACUUCUUGAUGAUGUGUAUAAUCAUUGUGUUCUCCUAUGUUAAAAUAAUGAAAGUGGCCAAAGCUGCAUCAGGAGAGGAUAAAAAGUCAACAUGGAAAGGGCUCAAAACUGUAAUUCUUCAUGGUUUCCAGCUGCUGCUCAGUCUCAUCCAGCUGUGGUGCCCGUUCAUAGAAAGUACUAUACUUCAAUUUGAUUUCAUGUUAUUUGUUCAAAUCAGGUACUUUAAUUAUGUAAUGUUUAGUCUUGCUCCAAGAUGUCUGAGUCCUCUUAUUUAUGGUCUCAGGGAUGAAAAGUUUUUUCUCGAGCUGAAAAGUUUUGGCUUCUUUGGUUUGUAUAGUAGAAAUUUCUGA
Larimichthys crocea (large yellow croaker) is the source of this 924-nucleotide messenger RNA. RefSeq names its product odorant receptor 131-2-like. The record is from RefSeq and is a predicted model, not a curated record. Lineage: Eukaryota; Metazoa; Chordata; Actinopteri; Sciaenidae. Gene Ontology annotation, biological process: G protein-coupled receptor signaling pathway; detection of chemical stimulus involved in sensory perception of smell. The coding region runs from base 1 to 924 and encodes 307 amino acids. The transcript has a single exon. Gene Ontology annotation, cellular component: membrane. Gene Ontology annotation, molecular function: olfactory receptor activity; G protein-coupled receptor activity; odorant binding.